GGCCAUCAUUCCGUGACUUUUAAGCGCCGCGACUGGUGAUACACAAUUACAGUUUACACUUCCCCAAUCGCAAUCGAGAUGUGCAAGUUCAGUUUGAUCCUGUUGUCCGUCCUCUUGGGCUGCCUUGUGUCCGGUGGAGCAGCUGGCAAGAUUCGCGUGGAUAGCCAUGAGAUCCGGGUGGUGAAGGACAUCAAUCUGUUUGUCGCCCAGCAUCCGGGUCUGCGGGUCCAGGCUUUGGACAAGGAGAUCGUGCCGGGAAAGGCGCGUGUUGGAGAUCAGACCGUUCGCUACAACCUGGGAGCCCGUAUUCCUAGCGAUCGUUUGGUGGCCCAGUCAGCCGACACCUUUGAGUAUUCCCGCUCGCAGGACGUCAGUCUGCAGCUCACCUAUCCGGAAAGUGGCGCUGGAUCCAUUGUUUCCUAUGUGGAGCUGCUGUGCACACAGGAUAACAACGAUGGAAAUGCUUAUGUGGUCGCCGGAGGCAUCGGCCAGCGAUACAUCUCCAUCAUCCUGGAGGCCAGCAACACCAAGAACUUCUCCUACCAGGCUCAGUAUUACGGCAUGUCGGACUAGGCAUCCUCUCCAGCUAUUGGAUAUUUUUUUUUUGCCCUGAAAUUUGUGUACCUAGACUACAAUCUAAAAGAAAUAUAUGUGUAUAAAGGCCGGCUAAUGUCGGUAUAAAUCGUGAGAUUACCUCGUUAUAAGUAA
Messenger RNA from Drosophila ficusphila, 708 nucleotides. RefSeq lists its product as uncharacterized. The record is from RefSeq and is a predicted model, not a curated record. Lineage: Eukaryota; Metazoa; Arthropoda; Insecta; Diptera; Drosophilidae. The transcript has 2 exons. The coding region runs from base 79 to 573 and encodes 164 amino acids.